AUGAACGUCUCUUCGAUCACAGCUUCAGCAUGUGCUGCGAAUGCUAUCACAUAUCCCGCGGUAUUCGGUGCUGAGAUCCUAAAUAUUUCUGCCAAUCUUGUUCUAAACUACUCCUCCGAAGUAUCAGACCAGUACUAUUUCAACAAUCCUUCCAUUAGUGUGAGAAACAUCGACUACUGCAACGUCACCGUCACAUACACGCAUCCUGGUCAGAACGACACAAUCAAUGUUGAGACAUGGCUCCCAAUGGAAAAUUGGAACGGACGGCUUCAGGCUACUGGAGGUGGCGGCUAUGUGGCUGGUCGGUUCUUUCUGUCAUAUACUGCUAUGGCUGGAGCUCUCGGCAAUGGCUAUGCUGCAACCACUACCGAUGGCGGUAUCGGAUUGAGCCUUGUUCCAGAUCCCUGGGCUCUGAAAAGUCCCGGAAAUGUAGAUUUGUACGCUCUCCAGGACUUGGCAUCCGUGUCUUUGAAGGAUCAGGCUAUCAUUGCAAAAGAACUCAUUAAAGAGUUCUACGGCCAGCCUGCGGAGUACUCAUAUUAUACAGGUUGUUCACAAGGUGGCCGCCAAGGAAUGAUGCUUGCCCAGCGCUACCCAGAAGCGUACGAUGGUAUUGCCGCGGCUGCCCCAGCGUUUAACUGGGCUCGUCUCUUUCCUGCUCUUGCGUGGCCACAGGUCAUGAUGGAGCUGACCGGGCAGUUUCCCACGAAAUGCGAACUGGACGCGGUUACAGCUGGUGCUAUUGCAACUUGCGAUCCACAGGAUGGCGUCACCGACGGCAUCAUUAAUAACCCUUCUGCCUGCUCCUUCGAUCCCUUCUCCAUUGUUGGUAAAAUUGUUGACUGCGGUAACGAAACUACCACGAUCAGCAACGCAGCUGCCACUAUCGCCAACCUUACCUGGACAGGGCCUCGAAAAGCCAGUGGAGAUUUCCUCUAUUACGGUCUUGAUUACCAAUCUCGACUUACUGGCUCUGGAGAUCAGAGCACCACUGCAGCUCUGGGCUUAGCGAUGACGACUUGCAGUUCGAAUGGAACUUGUAAAGGAUCGCCCGCGGGACUCGGAGAAGCCUGGUUGAAAUUCAUGGUCAAGAAGGAUCCUAAUUGGGAGCUUUCUAACAUUACCUCGGUUGAAGAAUAUGCGCGCCUAUUUCAGGCUUCUGCUCAGGAGUUUGACUCAAUCUUUGGGACAUUUGAUACUGACCUCUCUGGAUUUCGCGAUGCGGGCGGUAAGAUGAUUACUUAUCAUGGCACGGCCGACGGUCUUAUUUUUAGACAAGGAACCAACGAAUACUAUGAUCAUGCCACAGAGCAGACGCCGAAUAUCAAAGACUUCUUCCGCUAUUUCGAAGUCCCAGGAUUAGCGCACUGUGCUGGUGGAGUUGGAGGACAGCCAACAGCAACGUUCCAAGCCCUGGUCGACUGGGUGGAGAAUGGUGUCGUUCCGGACACACUGCCGAUCAACUUUAGGGACACAAAUGGUACACAUUAUGAGAGGAUUUUGUGCCCUUACCCAGAGAGGGCGCAGCUUGUGUCUGCUAAUUUGGAUGUGACAAAGGCGGAGUCUUAUGAAUGUAGA
Penicillium hordei is the source of this 1578-nucleotide messenger RNA. Its product is annotated as putative feruloyl esterase. The record is from RefSeq and is a predicted model, not a curated record. The annotation marks the transcript as partial. Lineage: Eukaryota; Fungi; Ascomycota; Eurotiomycetes; Eurotiales; Aspergillaceae. The transcript has 3 exons.